UCGGUAGCUAAGAGGCGCUGCGAUAAGCUAUGUCCUAAAUACUUCGGACCUUAUAUGGUGUUGGGAAGAGUCGGCGAGGUAGCCUACUUGUUGGAUCUCCCGGAGAAUGCAAAAAUACACCCAGUUUUCCAUGUUUCGCAAUUAAAAAGGGCAGUAGGUGAUAAACACCGUAUCCAACCGGACAUAUCUGCGCUUAAUGAUCAGAUGGAGCUAGUUUUGGUGCCCGACCAGGUGACACAACUCCGCUGGAAUGAUGCCGAAAGGGACUGGGAGUACUUGGUUCAUUGGAAAGAUCAACCGAGUCAUGAAGCCACAUGGGAAUCCUAUGCAACGCUCGUGAACCAAUUCCCCGAUUUCCACCUUGAGGACAAGGUGGCUCUUCUCCAUAGGGGUAUUGCUAGGCCUCCAACUACUCAAGUUUAUCAUAGAAAGAGGAAGAAGGGUAAGAAAGGCAUUUUAGCAUAGACAAAAUGGUAGUUGGAAUGGCCAAUGGUCCCAAGGGCACGUGGCAUCGGUAAAAGGAGUUUAUAUAUAGGGGAGCGUUUAGCUAGGGUUAGGCAUUGGAAUGUUUGGAAUGUUUUGAAUGGACAACCUUGUUCAUUUGGGAGAGAACAACCCUCUCAUCUGGCUGUAAUCAUUUUGUGAGAACCUUUUCUAAUGAAUGACUAUUCCUAUAUAAAUAUAUAAGUUCCAUAUUGCCUCAUAUUGUUAUAGAAUGCUGUGUGAUAAGUU
This is a messenger RNA of Cucumis melo (muskmelon), 732 nucleotides long. RefSeq lists its product as uncharacterized. Bases 55 to 465 code for a protein of 136 amino acids. Lineage: Eukaryota; Viridiplantae; Streptophyta; Magnoliopsida; Cucurbitales; Cucurbitaceae. The record is from RefSeq and is a predicted model, not a curated record. The transcript has 2 exons.